Molecule: messenger RNA, 3235 nt
Organism: Triticum dicoccoides
Lineage: Eukaryota; Viridiplantae; Streptophyta; Magnoliopsida; Poales; Poaceae
Exons: 1
Coding region: 70-2904 (944 amino acids)
Cellular component (GO): intracellular membrane-bounded organelle
Source: RefSeq, a predicted model, not a curated record
UGGAGUGAAUAUGACCUCCUUCCUCCCCGGCUAACCAGCCGUCCAGCUCCGUCUAGGCGUCUACCAAAAAUGGCGCCGCCACCACUGAAGAACCCUUGCCAGCCCACUCGCCACCUCAUCUUGCUUCUCCUUGCGUCCACCGCCACCUUCUCCGCCGCUGUUUCCACCCGCUCCCACUCCUCCGUCUGCCCCGCUCCCGCACCCGCUCCCGACCGCCACACCGACGCCGACGACGCCCUUUCGCUCGCCCGCUCCUACUCCUCCGUCUGCCCCACUCCGGCGCCCGCUCCCGACCGCCACACCGACGCCGACGACGCCCUUUCGCUAGCCCGCUCCUUCCAGAUAUACGACGGCUACUUCUCCGGAGGCGAGGGCAGCCUCUUCUCCCCCGACGAUCACCUCCACGGCAGCUACCGCUCGUUUUCCCUCUUCCCCGACCGCGCCGUCCGCACCACCGACCCGGCUCUCGUCCACCUCACCGCCACCCUCACCCUCGCCGGGCCCCGCUUCGGAGAGUACCACCGGCGCCAUGGAAACCGCGGUAACUACACCGUCCCCGCGUACAUCUUUUUCGUCCUCGACGGUUACUACUCCUCCGCCUCUCUCCAGCUCUGCAUGGUCGGGACGGGCACCGAGCCCGCCGCCGACGGAUCUGUGAAGCGGUACGCGGACGUCGCCCUCCGCCUCCGCGUCCCCGGUCCUUCCAGCCUCGCCGAUCCCUUCGUGAACGGCAGUCUAGAUGGCUCCGCCGGCUUCGGGGCCAUCCAGCUGCUCGCGUACGCCGAAGGCGACGACUACGAGUACGGCGAGCGCGCCACCUGCAGCCCACCGGUGCAGCCGGCCAGGGGCUCGCCCCGGGAGCUCGACGGCGGCAGCUUCGUGUGCGACGACCUGAAAGAGCGGCUCGUGACCACGUACAGGCUGCAGGAUCACCACAGCGGCUCCCCGGCCAAGCUUCCGCGGAUGCACGUCAACCGGAUGCAGUGCACGCCGGACGGCGCCGUGCGCGCGUACGUGGUGUUCUCCGACGACACCGGGGACGCGGGGCGUCGGUCUGAAUUCCUGGUGGACGAGGAGGCGGUCGUGGCCGACGGGCACUGGGACUCGGCCCGGGACAUGCUCUGCCUCAGAGCAUGCCGGGUGGUGCGCUCCGUGCCGAUGCCGUCAACUCUGGCGGUGCGGGAGUGCGGGAUCGAGCUGAGCUUCUGGCUCCCGUCCGAGUGGACGAUCUUCGAGCGGAGCGUCGUGGCCGGCGCGCUCUGGAACCCGGCUCAUGGGAGGACCGGCGGCGUGAUGUCGGCCUUCAGCAUCCACGACCACAGAAGAAACCUCUCGGACGUGCGGUACACCUACAACCACACGAUGCUCGACGUGGCCAAGGAGCAUGACCUGAAGAUCAACAAGGAGAAGAUCAGAGGAUCGUUCCCGGUCCCGGGCAACUCUGCUUACCAUGACUUCAAGCUCCAUUUCUUCGUGGCCAACAGCCCGAGGCGGGGCGAGGCUCACCCGGUCGCCAUUGGUUCGGUGAUGGUAAACGAGGAUGGGUGGUCCGCCGACGAUUCCCUCCCCGGAUCUGCGGCGGGUGACACGGAGCACGAUCUGCUGAGAAUCAGCUACGAUAUACACUGGUAUGCUCCACCGGACAACGAGUGGCUGCGCCCAACCAAGAAUGUGUCCUACUACCAUAGGCCAGAGGAAGAACGGCGAAUCUCGACCUCGGCAGAGGGUGUGUAUGAUCCCAGGAGGGGCAUCCUGAGCAUGGCCGGCUGUCAACGGCGCAACGGCUCGACGGACUGCCGGAUACUGAUCACCGUGCAGCUUGCCUCCCUCGAGGGGCUCGGGGGCGGCGGAGCGAUCAGCAGCCUCAGGGACAGGUCCGACCGUCUCUUCUUCGAGACGAUGAACAUCACCUUGUACGGGAUGUACACGGAGCAAGUGUCCGAGGCGGUGUCGAGGAUGGACCUGGAGAGCGUCGCGCUCGUAGCCUCCACGACGCUGUCGUGCGUCUUCGCCGCCCUGCAGAUCCUGCACGCCAGGAAGAGCCCCGGGGCGGCCGCGGCGACGUCGAUCACCAUGCUCGCCGUCCUCGCCCUGGGGCACCUCGCCCCUCUGGCGCUCAGCUUCGAGGUCAUCUUCAUGAGCAGGAGGAGCCAGUACUCUCUUGGCUCGACGAGCGGGUGGCUCGAGCUGAACCAGGUGAUGAUGAGUGUGCCUGCGCUGGUCGUCUUCGUGCUGCAUCUCCGCCUUCUUCAGCUGGCGCUGGUCGGCCGGCUGAGACCGGCCGCCGGUCGGAGCGAACCCGCGACGACGUCCGUCUCGGAGAGGGCCGUGUUCAAGGUAUGCCUGCCGCUGUACCUGCUCGGAGGAGUCAUCACCGCGACCGUCCACGCGAUCAGUGUCCGCGGCGGCUCGCCGGCCGGUAGCGUCGGUGGAGAGGCGGCCACGCUCCGGGACGGCAUCGUGUCGUACGCGGGGCUGAUGCUGGACGGCUUCCUGCUCCCUCAGGUCAUCCUGAACGCGUCCUUGUUGGGCUCCAGAGUCCGAGCGAUUUCGCCGUGGUUUUACAUGGGCGGCACCAUGAUCCGGGUGGCGCCUCACGUGUAUGAUGUGGUCAGGAGGCAGGUCUACGUGCCGAGCAUGAGCCCCUCUGACAUCUACGCGAGUCCUCGCGGCGACCUCUUUGGUGUCGCGUGGGAUGUGGUUGUAUUGUGCGGAGCAGCGUUGCUGGCGGCGCUCUUGUUCUUCCAGCAACGGCUUGGAGCCGGCGCCUUGUCGCUUCCUUGGCCGAAAAUCCUACACUUACGGAAAGAGUGCUACAUGCUGAUUUCACGGGGAGAUGUGUCCUCCUCUUCACUACGAAUUUACUCCUCCUUGAUUUUAGCUGGCCCCACCCCUCGAUUCUAACUGGGUCAUGUCAGUCCGUAACUCCCCUUCCGUGACAAAUCUCCUGUAGAUGUAGCAAAGCUCCUUCCUUGGCAGAGGAGGAGAUCAAGUGGGUAUGAGAUGGUCGAACCAUGCUACACUUACGGAUAGGAAUUACAGACUGAAGCUUACGGGAUGAAGUGGCAACACUUAAUUAGGGAUUAUAGGGGCCCACCCCCUGCAAUUCAGGGGAAGAGAUUAACAAGCAGCGGGCACGUUUGUCUGUAAGUAAAUUUCCGUAGCUCCUGUCCGUUGUGGCAAUUUUGUGAGAUGGUCUCCCGCAUGUAACUUAAAUAGUACUCUCUCCUUUUUU